Molecule: messenger RNA, 3014 nt
Organism: Thalassophryne amazonica
Lineage: Eukaryota; Metazoa; Chordata; Actinopteri; Batrachoidiformes; Batrachoididae
Gene: nub1
Product: negative regulator of ubiquitin-like proteins 1
Exons: 15
Coding region: 144-1928 (594 amino acids)
Biological process (GO): regulation of ubiquitin-dependent protein catabolic process
Molecular function (GO): protein binding
Source: RefSeq, a predicted model, not a curated record
CUGGCAAGUAUUUCUGCGUGAAAAAAGCGGCUGCGUUUUAUUUGUUUCUUUCAAUGCAUCGGAGAGAAGCUCGAUAUCGACUUUAAGAGACGUUUAACAAAGGUUUCGGAGUGUCCGUCGUGGUUUUAUUUUUUACUGAGGUGAUGGCACAGCAGAACAUGGAGGCCAAGCUGAAGAACCUGUUGAAACAGGACAAAGUUCAGCUGUGGAAUCCACCCUACACCAGUGAGGACAACCAGCCUGGACAGCAGCAGCUGCAGGAGCUGGCGGAGCACUAUGCGCCCCUGCUGUGUCUGUCAGUGUCAGAAGUCGGGCAUUCUCUGGAGGUCAUCAGAGUGCAGGCAGUGAACAGAGGCAAAGAAAACAAAGUGUUUAGAGAGACGAGCGUCGCUACACUGGAGCUGCUGCUGCCACGAGACAUCAAGAAGGAUCCAAAGUCAAAGAACUUCCUGGAGACGAGGCUGGAUAUACCAACUCAGGACUUGGUGGACAGGAUCAGACAUGAGUUCCAACUGAAACACCUCAAACUGAUCCUCAACGGGAAAACACUGUCUCCAGACGUGCGUUUGGACGAGCAGGGCGUGAAGAACCACAGUAAGAUCAUGGUGCUGAGGCUCAGUGACUCCGAGUGGACGCAGCAGGCCAGCGAGGACAAACUGAAGAACCAGAACGAGAGCCUUCACCGCACCCAGAAAGGGUUCCAGAUCCUGUCAGAGCGAGAUGGCAGUGAAGACCCUGAGACCACGCCCUUCCUGGAGAUCACUGACCAGAAAGGAAACCCGCUUAAGAUCCCCUCUCAGGAGAAGAAGGCGCUGAUCGUUGCCAUGGGUUUCCAUGAGAAAGGCCGUUCGCUGAUGAAGAGGAAGCAGUAUGACGACGCCUUGUGUCACCUGCUGCAGGCCGACCAGCACUUCAGUAAGUGCGGCUCUGUGCUCCUGAGCUCGGUGGAUAACUACGCUGUGCUGCAGCUUGACAUCGUUUGGUGCUACCGCGCUCUGGAGGCGCUGUCCUGCCUGGAGGACGGGAAGAUGAGGCUACAGAGGGCGGAGCAGUGCUUCCUGCAGUGUUAUGGGGAGCAGCAGCAGCGGCUGAUGAUGAUCAAGGGUAACACGGGUCGGGAGGAGGUGCUGUUUCUCAGACUAUACCUCCUGCAGAGCCUCCUCUUCUACAUCGAGGGAAACGACGCUCAGGCCAGACAGCAGCUGUCCAAAGUGGAGACUCUGUACGGACGUCUGUGUCUGGACUCGGAGAAAAUGGCUGAGCUGAUGGCUCUAGGUUUCAGCGAGCGUGAGGCUCGACUUGGGCUCAGGGCGUGUAACGGCGACCUGCAGGAGGCCGCUGCGCAGAUCAUCAACCGCAGACAGGAACGCGAGGAAUUGAAGCAGCGGGAGCGUCGGAAGAGACAGAGUAGGAUGGAGGCCAUCGCCGCCCUCACAGAGCUCGGCUUCUCCAGGAGAGACACCGCCCGAGCGCUUCACGAGACCAGCGGCAACGUGGACCGAGCGUAUGAGAUUCUGCUGGACUGCAGCCAGGCGGCUCAGCUAACCAGUAACAACACAGAGGGUGUGGUCAGUCCAGAAAAGGUGGAGCAGUUGUCUUAUCUGGGAUUUGAGCGGACUGUUUCCGAGGCAGCGCUCAAAUUGACAGGCGGGGACAUCCAAUCGGCGACACAGCUGCUGCUGGACAACCAGGGCAUCCUCUCCCCGGACUUCCUGUCCAUGUCUCCCCCCUCCUCCCUGUCAUCACCAUCCACAGAGGAGCCCAGCACCUCCUCCACCUCCACAGAGGACAGCGAGCUGGUGAACGAGGUGCUGGAAGACAUUUCCCGUCACGAGGAGGAUUACCUGGAUGUGACGCUGGAGGAGGAGAGCGAGCUGAUUGACACCAUGAAGACGUACCUGCACUGGGGAGACGUGCAGACCAUGUGACCUGCAGCUCACCUUAUGAUGUCAUACAGCAGCCCUCGGUGACAUCACACACAUCAUCACCUGGAACCGAUCUGGAUCAAAAUAAUCCACAUGAGGAAGAGUGUCAGAGCAUGUGGGAGAAUAUCACGGUAACACCCCCAACAGGAUCCUGGAACCCGAUCUGGAUCUGCUUUAAAUUGAAGCCACAGGGCACAUGACCUCAUAGAUGUGAACCUGACCCCAGAAAGGUCAAAGAGGCUGCAGGUUUUUCCAGCAGGUGAUUUCACUGAUGGACUCGUCUGUCUGCUGUUCAUCAGUGAAAUCACCUGCUGGAAAAACCUGCAGCCUCUUUGACCUUUUGACCUUUCUGGGGUCAGGUUCACACCUGUGUGACCUGGUGCAGAAAUGUUAAUUUCAUCCUUUAUGAUGCCAUACUUAAAGGGCGUGGCCUGAGUGAAUUUGCUGCACUGUGAUUGGUUAGCGGUAGCUGUGACUGAUGGCUGAUCUCACGUUGAACAGUUCACCUUUGAUCUUUUUUAUGCUAACAGUAGCUCUUUGGUUCCGUUAGGCUGUUGCCUGCGUAUUGCUAACAUUAGCAGCUUGGUACUUUAUGCAUUUGGUGGUUAGCAGAGGAUGGCAGCGCCCCCUAUUCGCUGGAUUCUGGCUUCCUGUCGGUCUUCAUGCUGUGUGGAUCAAAGUCUGGUUUUGGUCAAAAUCUGAGUGUUUCUUCUUUCGUAACGUUACGACUCAUCGGGCGAGUUAGCAAUAAUGCAAAAAUUAUUUUUAUGUAUGCAAAUAGUUUCGUAGCUUCAUAAAAAUAAUGUUAAGUUACGACAUUUGUCAUAUUUUUCCAGACAUUUUGAUGAAGAACUGUUUUGUUUGAGACUUUUCUUUCUUAAGGUGGUUUAUUUGUUUUGGGGAUUUUGUGCAAUGUUUCAGAUGUUUGGUUCAAUUCUGCAGAAUCCAUUUUUUUUUUUUUUUUUUAAUGAAGCCUGUUUAAAAAAAUAAUCCUCUUGAACUUUGAUGUGUUAUUUGAAUUAAAGUGGGGACAAAGUUAUUUAAUGAAAGUGAACUUAAUUAUCUCCAUGAUUAAAUAGUGCAUCAGUA